AGCGGCGGCGUCCGAGCUACGCCACACGGGGCCGGGACGCUGGGAGCCCGAGCGUGGAGCGGGGUCGUGGCGGCGGCGGCGGCGGCGGCGAGGAGAGCGAGGAGAAGGGGGAGCCAUGGCGGGGCAGCAGUUCCAGUACGAUGACAGCGGGAACACCUUCUUCUACUUCCUCACUUCCUUCGUGGGGCUCAUCGUGAUUCCAGCUACUUACUACCUCUGGCCCCGAGACCAGAAUGCCGAGCAAAUUCGAUUAAAGAAUAUCAGAAAAGUAUAUGGAAGAUGUAUGUGGUAUCGCUUACGGUUAUUAAAACCCCAGCCAAAUAUUAUUCCUACAGUAAAGAAAAUAGUUCUGCUUGCAGGGUGGGCAUUGUUCUUAUUCCUUGCAUACAAAGUUUCCAAAACAGACCGAGAAUAUCAAGAAUACAAUCCUUAUGAAGUAUUAAAUUUGGAUCCUGGAGCAACCGUAGCAGAAAUUAAAAAACAGUAUCGCUUGCUGUCACUUAAAUACCAUCCAGACAAAGGAGGUGAUGAAGUUAUGUUCAUGAGGAUAGCAAAGGCUUAUGCAGCUUUAACAGAUGAAGAGUCUAGGAAAAAUUGGGAAGAAUUUGGAAAUCCAGAUGGGCCUCAAGCCACAAGCUUUGGAAUUGCAUUGCCAGCUUGGAUAGUUGACCAAAAAAAUUCAAUUUUGGUUUUACUUGUGUAUGGAUUGGCAUUUAUGGUUAUCCUUCCAGUUGUUGUGGGCUCUUGGUGGUAUCGUUCAAUACGCUAUAGUGGAGACCAGAUUCUUAUACGGACAACACAGAUUUACACAUACUUUGUUUAUAAAACUCGAAACAUGGAUAUGAAACGUCUUAUUAUGGUUUUAGCUGGUGCUUCUGAAUUUGAUCCUCAGUAUAAUAAAGAUGCCACAAGCAGACCAACAGAUAAUAUUCUAAUACCACAGCUAAUCAGAGAAAUCGGCAGCAUUAACUUAAAGAAGAAUGAGCCUCCACUUACCUGCCCAUAUAGCCUGAAAGCCAGAGUUCUUUUACUUUGUCAUCUUGCUAGAAUGAAAAUUCCUGAGACCCUUGAAGAAGAUCAGCAAUUUAUGUUGAAAAAAUGCCCUGCACUACUUCAAGAAAUGGUUAAUGUAAUCUGCCAACUAAUAAUAAUGGCCCGGAGCCGUGAAGAAAGGGAGUUUCGUGCUCCAACUUUAGCAUCCUUAGAAAACUGCAUGAAGCUUUCCCAGAUGGCUGUUCAAGGCCUUCAGCAGUUUAAGUCUCCCCUUCUGCAACUCCCUCACAUUGAAGAAGACAAUCUCAGAAGAGUUUCGAAUCAUAAAAAGUACAAAAUUAAAACUAUCCAGGAUUUGGUGAGUUUAAAAGAAUCAGAUCGUCACAGUCUACUACACUUCCUUGAAGAUGAAAAAUACGAAGAAGUUAUGGCUGUCCUUGGGAGUUUUCCAUAUGUGACCAUGGAUAUUAAAUCCCAGGUACUGGAUGAUGAAGAUAGUAACAACAUCACAGUAGGCUCCUUGGUGACAGUGUUGGUUAAAUUGACAAGACAAACGAUGGCAGAAGUGUUUGAAAAGGAACAGUCCAUCUGUGCCGCUGAGGAACAGCCUGCAGAAGAUGGGCAGAAUGAUGCUAAUAAGAACAAGGCAAAAGGAGGAUGGCAGCAGAAGAGCAAAGGACCCAAGAAAACUGCUAAGUCAAAAAAAAAGAAACCUUUGAAAAAAAAGCCUACAUCUGUGCCAUUAUCACAGACAAAGCAACAGAGACAGAAGCAGGCUAAUGGAAUUGUUGGGAGUGAAGCUACAAUAAAGGAGGAUGAAGAAGAAGUAUCUGACAAAGGCAGCGACUCUGAGGAAGAAGAAACCAAUAGAGAUUCCCAGAGUGAAAAAGAUGAUGGUAGUGACAGAGAAUCUGAUAAAGAGCAAGAUGAAAAACAGAACAAAGAUGACGAAGCAGAGUGGCAAGAAUUACAACAAAGUAUACAACGAAAAGAAAGAGCUCUACUGGAAACCAAAUCAAAAAUAACACAUCCUGUCUACAGUCUUUACUUUCCUGAAGAAAAACAAGAAUGGUGGUGGCUUUAUAUUGCAGACAGGAAAGAACAGACAUUAAUAUCGAUGCCAUAUCAUGUGUGUACUCUAAAAGAUACAGAAGAGGUAGAACUGAAGUUUCCUGCACCCGGCAAGCCUGGAAAUUAUCAAUAUACAGUGUUUCUGAGAUCUGAUUCCUAUAUGGGUUUAGAUCAGAUUAAACCACUGAAGUUGGAGGUUCAUGAGGCUAAACCUGUGCCAGAAAAUCAUCCACAAUGGGAUACAGCAAUAGAAGGAGAUGAAGACCAGGAAGACAGCGAGGGCUUCGAAGACAGCUUUGAGGAAGAAGAGGAGGAGGACGAAGAUGAUGACUAAUCAGUACUCUGGUGGACCACAGCCUUUGCACAUACGUGCAAACGUUUGCUGUUUUGUACGUGUAUAAUAAACCAGAAGCAGUGCAGAACUGAUGUUGAGGGAAGUGCUGGUUUCUUUAUUAGAAAUGGGUACAUAAGAUAACUAGGCAGUUGGCAGUGCCUUGGUACAAUCUGAAAAAGGCCGACUUAGAGCCUUUCAAGUGGGUUGGUGCAUUUAUUUCAUCUGCAAAUGAUAAUAAAUCCUUUGUUAUUCUAACAGUCCAGCAGUGUGGGCUAUGUAUUAUCUGAUCAAUUUAAGGUCUCAGUCAAAGUCAAGGUACAUGAAAAGCAAUCUAUAAAUGAACAACUUUCCUUUGUUCGCUUUUAGUUUUAGUAAACACUAUGAUAACCAUCACAAAUAUUCAAAUAACAUCUGUUCAAGUGUCCAAUCCCUUGAUAAACUGUUAUUCUUUUAUUGAUAUUUUGCGGGUGAUGCGACUAUAACAAUUCCAUACAUGAGCUCAUUUUUACCUGUUUUGGUCAUGAGUUGGCAUGCUCACAUUCCACAUAAUGCAGAGGGCUACAUUUUGAGAUUUUCUUUAAUUGCCCAAGUUAUCUGAAUAUGAAUGGUUUUUAAUGGCUUACAAAAUCUUUAAGCCUCUUUCUUAGUAGGUCAUUGCAGGAUCUAGUUCUUUUGAUAAGCUGUAGGUCUAAAAGUAAUUGUGGGACCAUACGUUCUUUGAUAUUGGUGGUUUCUGUUAUCAAAGUUUUUUUUAAAAGGUUCACUAAUCUACCUGAUUCUAUCAGAAGCCUUUUAAGGAAAACAACAUGCAAAGGAGGCAUUUUUUUGUAUUCAUUUUGGACUCCAGUCAAUAAAAUCAAAGUUUGACUC
Messenger RNA from Perognathus longimembris pacificus (Pacific pocket mouse), 3268 nucleotides. RefSeq names its product SEC63 homolog, protein translocation regulator (gene Sec63). Bases 116 to 2398 code for a protein of 760 amino acids. The transcript has 21 exons. The record is from RefSeq and is a predicted model, not a curated record. Lineage: Eukaryota; Metazoa; Chordata; Mammalia; Rodentia; Heteromyidae. Gene Ontology annotation, cellular component: Sec62/Sec63 complex. Gene Ontology annotation, molecular function: RNA binding; transmembrane protein transporter activity. Gene Ontology annotation, biological process: SRP-dependent cotranslational protein targeting to membrane; post-translational protein targeting to endoplasmic reticulum membrane.